This is a messenger RNA of Canis lupus familiaris (dog), 1830 nucleotides long. It is a transcript of the gene ARX, whose product is annotated as aristaless related homeobox. Lineage: Eukaryota; Metazoa; Chordata; Mammalia; Carnivora; Canidae. The record is from RefSeq and is marked inferred. Gene Ontology annotation, molecular function: RNA polymerase II transcription regulatory region sequence-specific DNA binding; DNA-binding transcription factor activity, RNA polymerase II-specific. Gene Ontology annotation, biological process: regulation of transcription by RNA polymerase II.
AUGAGCAAUCAGUACCAGGAGGAGGGCUGCUCCGAGAGGCCCGAGUGCAAAAGUAAAUCUCCAACUUUGCUCUCCUCCUACUGCAUCGACAGCAUCCUGGGCCGAAGGAGCCCUUGCAAAAUGCGGCUGCUGGGAGCCGCGCAGAGCUUGCCCGCCCCACUGGCCAGCCGCGCCGACCAGGAAAAGGCCGUGCAAGGUAAGGAAAGAGAGAGAACAACUCCGAGGCCUGGUGCCUCAAAGAGCGGCACACGUCUCGCCAGGGUCUGGGGUCCGAGGCCGGGAGCGCGCGGGAGGAGGGGGCCGGGGCCUGGGGCGAGAGCGGCUGGCCGGCGCGCUGACCGCUCUCCCUUGCCCGCAGGCUCCCCCAAGGGCAGCGGCGCCCCGUUCGAGGCUGAGCUGCACCUGCCGCCCCCAACCGCGCGGCCCGGGGAGCGGCCGGACGGCGCGGGGGCCGCCGUGGCCGCCGCGGCGGCGGCCGCCGCGGCCUGGGACACGCUCAAGAUCAGCCAGGCACCGCAGGUGAGCAUCAGCCGCAGCAAGUCGUACCGCGAGAACGGGGCGCCCUUCGUGCCGCCACCGCCCGCGCUGGACGAGCUGGGUGGCCCGGGGGGCGCCGCGCACCCGGACGAGCGCCUCGGCGCGGCCAGCGGCCCCGGUGGCGCCCCGGCGGCGGGUGGCGGUACGGGCGCCGAGGACGACGAGGAGGAGCUGCUGGAGGAUGAAGAGGACGAAGACGAAGAAGAGGAGCUGUUGGAGGACGACGAGGAGGAGCUGCUGGAGGACGACGCCCGCGCGCUGCUCAAGGAGCCCCGGCGCUGCGCCGUGGCCGCCACUGGCGCGGUGGCCGCCGCCGCCGCCGCCGCCGCCGCCGCCGCCGCCGCCGCCGUGGCCACAGAGGGCGGGGAGCUAUCGCCCAAGGAGGAGCUGCUGCUGCACCCGGAGGACGCCGAGGGCAAGGACGGCGAGGACAGCGUGUGCCUGUCUGCGGGCAGCGACUCGGAGGAGGGGCUGCUGAAGCGCAAGCAGCGGCGCUACCGCACCACGUUCACCAGCUACCAGCUGGAGGAACUGGAGCGGGCCUUCCAGAAGACGCACUACCCAGACGUCUUCACCAGGGAGGAAUUGGCCAUGAGGCUGGAUUUGACUGAGGCCCGAGUCCAGGUCUGGUUCCAGAACCGUCGGGCGAAGUGGCGCAAGCGGGAGAAGGCGGGCGCGCAGACCCACCCCCCGGGGCUGCCCUUCCCGGGGCCGCUGUCGGCCACGCACCCGCUGAGCCCCUACCUGGACGCCAGCCCCUUCCCGCCGCACCACCCCGCGCUCGACUCGGCCUGGACGGCCGCCGCCGCCGCCGCCGCCGCCGCCUUCCCGAGCCUCCCUCCGCCUCCGGGCUCGGCCAGCCUGCCGCCCAGCGGGGCGCCGCUGGGCCUGAGCACUUUCCUCGGAGCCGCCGUGUUCCGACACCCGGCCUUCAUCAGCCCGGCGUUCGGCAGGCUCUUUUCCACCAUGGCCCCCCUGACCAGCGCGUCGACCGCGGCCGCGCUCCUGAGACAGCCCACGCCGGCCGUGGAGGGCGCGGUGGCGUCGGGCGCGCUGGCCGACCCGGCCACCGCGGCCGCAGACAGACGCGCGUCUAGCAUAGCGGCGCUGAGGCUCAAGGCCAAGGAGCACGCCGCGCAGCUCACGCAGCUCAACAUCCUGCCGGGCACCAGCACGGGCAAGGAGGUGUGCUAAAGGCUGCCCUCCUCCCUCGCGCCCCGGGCGCACCCCGAAAGGUCACCUCACUCAGCACCACUCAAGACCAAAUGGAAACAGAGGACCAGCACACUCCCG